GUCUCACGGGACAUUUCACAUGAGCUGGCUGGCACGGGACAAACCAUCAACCAUGAAGAUAAUACUAAGCAACCAGGAUGGCGGAACCCCGCCAACAUGGGCUUUCCAUCUGAGCAAUGCAGCUGCAUGAUCUCGCGUGCCGGGAAGUUCCUCUCAUGCACGUCGCACGCUUCGGCCACGCCGCAAGGCGAUUGUUGGUGUGGCGUACGUGCGUGGAAACGAAAUCGACAUUUGCACGGAAAGGGUCUAGAGCCUGACAGCAGCCACCAAAGAAGCGACACCAUUUCCAGGCAAGCGGGGUGCUCGGUCCCGAUGGGAUCUCAGGACAACCACUCACGCAACACGCCCUCGCCAAACCAAAAAUGUCGUGCGAACGCCCUAGUCGCGCAACUCGCAGGGAGCUGGGCGCGGCGCGGGCGAAGAAAAACCAAGCGGAAUUUUGGCCCUGCGCACACCACCGCACCCUCAAUCCCGGUCGACAUGCGGGCGACCAACCUCACUUCGCACAUUCGCGACGCUAAUUCUCCCUCACUAGAAGCUUUCGAGAAUGUGCGUUACCCUUUCCGCCACUCUUUCCGGGGGAGCUGGCGCAUUGUCCUCUCGACCACCUGCUGUAACGUUACCGUGCUUCAUCUUCCGCCUUCGUCGAUCUUAUAAUCCUGCGACUCGUCGCCGCUUUUUGCUUUCCUAGUCCUCCUCUGUUCGAUAUCGUUUGUUCCCUACCUGAGGACUGUCCCU
This is a messenger RNA of Dissoconium aciculare CBS 342.82, 738 nucleotides long. RefSeq lists its product as uncharacterized. Lineage: Eukaryota; Fungi; Ascomycota; Dothideomycetes; Mycosphaerellales; Dissoconiaceae. The transcript has a single exon. Bases 97 to 657 code for a protein of 186 amino acids. The record is from RefSeq and is a predicted model, not a curated record.